Arabidopsis lyrata subsp. lyrata is the source of this 973-nucleotide messenger RNA. Its product is annotated as extensin-3. NCBI's taxonomy places the organism in Eukaryota, Viridiplantae, Streptophyta, Magnoliopsida, Brassicales, Brassicaceae. The record is from RefSeq and is a predicted model, not a curated record. The coding region runs from base 58 to 786 and encodes 242 amino acids. The transcript has a single exon.
AAUUUUAGACCUUACAAUAGCUGCCACCAGAAACAAGAGUACAAAAACUCAAUAGACAUGGCCAAUACUAGUAAUUUGCCAUCAUUUCUUAUGUUGGCCUUGGCCUUGUAUGUCGUUGCAGCACAUACAAGUGCUCAGUGCAAAUACUCUCCAUCAUCACCACCACCGUAUGUCUAUAGUUCUCCACCACCAUAUGUCUACAGUCCCCCACUACCAUCUCCAUAUGUUUACAAGUCUCCCCCACCGGCUCCUUACCUCUAUAGCUCCCCACCACCUCCUCCAUACGUCUACAACUCUCCACCACCACCUCCUCCAUACGUCUACAGCUCUCCACCACCACCUCCUCCAUACGUCUACAGCUCUCCACCACCACCUCCUCCAUACGUCUACAGCUCUCCACCACUACCUCCAUAUGUUUAUCUUUCUCCUCCUCCUCUUUCAUUCGUCUACAGCUCUCCACCAUCCCCUCCAUAUGUUUAUCAGUCUCCUCCUCCUUUUCCAUUCAUCUACAGCUCUCCACCACCGCCUCCAUAUGUUUACAAGUCUACCUUUCAUCGUCCAUUCAUCUACAGCUCUGCACCACCUCCUCCAUAUGUUUACAAGUCUGCCCUUCAUCGUCCAUUCAUCUAUAGCUCUCCACCACCCCCUCCAUAUGUUUACAAGUCUGCCCUUCAUCUUCCAUUCAUCUAUAGCUCUCCACCACCCCCUCCAUAUGUUUACAAGUCUGCUCUUCAUCGUCCAUUCAUCUACAGCUCUCCACCACCCCCUCCAUAUAAUAAGCAAUAAAAAAUUAUUUUCUAAAUUGUCAUAUAUAAGAACUGAAAUGUAUUUCUUUGGUUAUACACCAUGUGCACUUUUGUUGUUUAAUUGCAUCUUAUGAUGUUGUUUAACUCUUUAAAAGAUCGAUGUGCUUGUCCUCCGUCUUUUACUGUCUAAUAAACUCAAUAAAUUUUAUUGAAACAGUUUAAAUAAA